AUGGCAUCGUCUUCAGUAAAAAUUACACCCAACUACCAAGGUUUGGUCGAUCGAAAAACAACAUCAAACUAUGAAAAACUCCUCAUGGAUAUGGCAGCUCUUGGCAAUCUUCAUCCGAUUCGAUUCUUCAGUAUCAAGUAUCAAGUACUGCCGUGUGUUAUGACUGCAAAUAUCUGUGCAUAUCGCCAAAAUAAUAAUAUUACACCAGCUAUAGCUCAUACUACCAGUAUUAUCCAAUAUCUCAUCGAUCAGUACAAAGUAAAUCUGAACGACGCGAUAUCAAAUACGUACUAUAUUCAUGAGAAGAAAAUAUCCUACUAUACCGAUAUUUAUAUUGAUUUGGGGGAUUUUGUCUCCGUGUAUCUAUCCGGUGGUCACACAUAUGAAUCUGAACUCGACAAUCCACUCGAUCUCAAACCAGAUUUGGAUGAAAAAGUAUUUUUCUGUAUUAAUACCAUUACUGUUUAUCAUGUUCCUCAAACAGCUGAGCAAGCACGAACUAUCCUUGAUCAAUUAUGCAGAUUCAAACUAUUUCCUAUUACGGAGACAAGUCUACAAAUGGUUUGUUACAAUCCACAAUCGGGUUUUUAUACAUCGUCAAUCUUAAUUAAACGACCACUGAUUAAAUAUUUACGUUUGAAUUAUGGCGAUGGGUUUUUGGAAGUCCAUGAAAAACUCCUGAAACGGCUAUGCGAAGCUGAUUCGACCGGUAUCACUUUUUUACAUGGACCACCAGGAACUGGUAAAACUUAUUACAUUCGGUAUUUGAUUAAUGAAGUCAAAGAAAAAAGUCUGAUAUAUGUACCACCAGAUUUGGUGACAGAAAUGACAAAACCUGGAUUUCUACCAUUUCUAAUGCAAUAUCCAAAUUCGAUAUUGAUUAUCGAAGAUGCAGAAAAUAUUAUACUCAAUCGCAAAGAUAGUAUUAAUCCGAAUCAAGCCGUUAGCAACCUCUUGAAUCUUAGCGAUGGUCUAUUAGGUGAUGCAAUGCAUCAACAAAUUAUUACGACAUUUAAUUGUGAAAUCAAAGGCAUUGAUCCCGCUUUACUUCGCGAAGGACGUCUAUUGGUCGAACAUAAAUUCGAUAAAUUGUCGGCUGAAAAUGCCAGACGCUUGUCAACGGAAUUGGGAAUUGAUGGAGCUGAUCAAAUUCAAAGUUCGAUGAGUUUAUCGGAGAUCUACGCGAAAAAGACAUCUUCAAUAUAG
Messenger RNA from Rotaria socialis, 1206 nucleotides. NCBI's taxonomy places the organism in Eukaryota, Metazoa, Rotifera, Eurotatoria, Philodinida, Philodinidae. The record is from the annotation of a GenBank genome assembly.